Micromonas pusilla CCMP1545 is the source of this 579-nucleotide messenger RNA. RefSeq lists its product as uncharacterized. The record is from RefSeq and is a predicted model, not a curated record. The annotation marks the transcript as partial. The transcript has 2 exons. Gene Ontology annotation, molecular function: iron ion binding. Lineage: Eukaryota; Viridiplantae; Chlorophyta; Mamiellophyceae; Mamiellales; Mamiellaceae.
ACGCGGUACGAGGACGGCGCGCUGGACGAGCUCGCCAUCGCGCUGUUCAACCGCAAGCUCGAGUCCGCCCUGCGCGACGACGCGAUCGAUGUGAAAGAGACGACGUUACCGAAGCGCGGUUUCGAUCGACUCGUCGCGCUCGCGGACUUGAUCUCCGUUGGGCGCUCGCCGUCGCGGCAGCGCGCGGUCGUGCUGACGACGCUCCUCGGGCUCAUCCCUCCGUGGGUGCGAGCGCGGUUCAAGGAAAUCAUCCGGCCGGAGUGGCGGUGGGUCGACGAAAUGAACGCGGUCAUCACCGUCAACGCGUUCGCGUGGCUCGUCGGGCCGUGCGAGAUUAUUCCGCGCGAGAGCGACGGCGUCAUGUCCGCGGUGAAGCUGCGCAAGUGCCGGUACUUGGAGCAGUGCGGGUGUACCGCGAGCUGCGUCAACUUCUGCAAGAUGCCGACGCAGGCGUUCUUCAGAGAAGCCUUCGGCGUGGACGCGCACCUGGCGCCGGACCACUCAGACGGGUCGUGCGUGAUGACGUUCGGCGCGAAGCCGCCGAGCCCGGACCCGGCGUUCGAGGCGCCGUGCUACGCG